AGGUUCAGAAUUUGUGGUUUGUUGCUUUUAAUUGUUGCUUCCACCAUGGAGGUAAAUGGUGAGCGACUGGAACCUUUUAAACCGCCGUUUUCCGUCCUGGAACUGAUAAGAAACACCGUAGCACCUGAAGAGUUGCCUGUCAUUCACUCAUACUUGGGAGAAUCAACAAUUGAAUAUUGUAAGGACUUACGAAAUGAGAUGGAAACACUCUUAGAGAUAUGGAGAGACAUUGGAGACCGCACAGAAAUGCCAACUGUAUCAAAACCACUCUCUAACCCAUUGCCUGAUCCUCCCAUUAUGAGGGAAAUGCUUAAAAAGGAAAUACAAAUUCUGGUUAAAGGUGUUCAAGAUAGGCACACUGUAAGUGGAGAUCAAACACUGAAUGAAGAAAAAGAUGUUUUAAAAUAUGUUGUCCAAUCACAACACUUGCAACAGAGCUUUGAACGACCUUCCACACCCAUCAGACAUUAUACAUCCGAGACAAGUUAUACAACUUCCCCAGUGAAAUUAAAACAUGUCCGAAGUAAUAUCAAUGUGAAAGAUAUUGAUAAAGUUGCUUUAAUACUUAAAGAGGCAAUACAGAAAGAAUGUGCAGCACUGGAACAUGAUAUUGAGUUUCUUCAGAAAUGUGUUGAAGAAGAACAUGAUUUGGUUGCAAGUCCACCCGCCACUCCAAUGCAAGAACCAUCACUGAAUAAACUUCGUGAAGUCCGAAAACUUUUAGAAAAUCAAGUUUUACCAGACCCAGUGGUUAUAAAUCGACAGCAGGGCUUUGGGAACUCAUUCUCUGGUAAAAUGUCUAAUUCUGUGAUUGCAAAACUACCUACUCCCCCAUCUCCUACACGAUCAAAGUUAAAACCCCUUCCAAGUUUGCAACCUAAUAUGCAAGGCAGCCUACAGAAACAUAGAUCCGCACCAUCCAGUCCUUUGCAACAGAGACCUAGCAGCGUUAAGCCUACCAGCGCUGGUCGCUAUACAACUCCAAGAACAGUGUCUGCUAUGUCACACUCAAAGAACUAUGACUCAGAACCCAUGGAAUGUUGGGCGGAACCGUCUUGGACGGAACAAAUGUCUCAAUCGUUACCUUCUACUGCGGACAGUGGUGUAUGCUCCAGGCCCGCGACGUGCGAUCUGGUUGCAUUGCAAGACAGAAUGCGUGUUCUGAAACUAAAAAGCGGUCGCAAGUCCGCCGAACCAGAGUCAGUUCCGCAACCUACAACGUGCGACGACGGCUAUGCAACAGCGAGUUCAAUAGAUUUUAACGCGCCUAUGAAACCUAGUGUUUCAAAAAGAAAAAUCAGCAGUGUACCUGUUAAAGAUAGGUUAAGGCCAACGCCCGGUGUAUCCGCGCUAGGCGACCAGGAUAUAAAACUGUUAAAGCCACGACCACCACCAGUUAAAGUCCAAACAACCAAUCGUCGCAAUAUUAACAUUCACAGAUUUAACAAAAAAGCGAUAAUGACAACGGACGAUCGAAAAAUUGGCGCUCGUUCGUAGCUUUACCUUUUCGUGUUCUUAGUGCGCUUCUAGUGUUGAAUUUUAUUGUUUUGCAUAGUUUUUAUUGUGAGGAACAUUAAAUAUAUUUUUAUUUCGACUA
Molecule: messenger RNA, 1597 nt
Organism: Ciona intestinalis (vase tunicate)
Lineage: Eukaryota; Metazoa; Chordata; Ascidiacea; Phlebobranchia; Cionidae
Source: RefSeq, a predicted model, not a curated record